CGGGGAGGAGGGGGCCGCUGCUCGGUGUCUUGGAAGCUUUGGGUGAGGAGAGGAGGAGGAGGGGGGAGGAGGAGCGGAGAAUGAGCUAUUCCUGUACCGGCAGAGGCAACAGCCAGGACCCAUCAAGCGCUAAGAAGCCUGCCGGCGGUAAUCCGGGCAGAGACGCCGGAGGCACCGACCGCGGAGCAGACGGCACGAGCGACGGCAGCGGCAGCGGCAGCGGCAGCCCCCAGCGACCGGCGGCGAUGAAAGUCAAGAAAGGCUGCAACUCCGCCGAGGUGGGCGUCCCGGUGACCACCGAGGAGGACCUGCUGGCCAGCGCGGUCAUCUCCCCGGAGGACGUCCUGGGCUUGCAGAAGAUCACCGACAAUUAUCUCUGCACCCCGAGUGAGAACAUCUACAACAUCGACUUCACCCGCUUCAAGAUCAGAGACAUGGAGACCGGCACGGUGCUGUUCGAAAUCACCAAGCCUCCGUCUACAGACAAAGCAGGAGACAAGCGGGACAUGGACCCGAACGCCGGCCGCUUCGUCCGCUACCAGUUCACUCCGGCGUUUCUCAGACUGCGGCAGGUCGGCGCCACGGUGGAGUUCACGGUGGGAGACAUGCCCAUAGAGAACUUCCGGAUGAUCGAGAGACAUUACUUCAGAGAGAAGCUGCUCAAGAGCUUCGACUUCGAGUUCGGCUUCUGCAUGCCCAGCAGCAAGAACACCUGCGAGCACAUCUACGAGUUCCCGCCGCUGUCUGAGGACAUCAUCAGAGAGAUGGUCCUGCAUCCCUACGAGACGCAGUCCGACAGCUUCUACUUUGUGGACAAUAAGCUGGUGAUGCACAACAAAGCAGACUACUCCUACAACGGCGGCACGUAGAGGUGGAGGCGGCGGCGGCGGCGGCGGCGGCGGCAGGAGGCGGGCGCAUCAAAGGACUGAC
Molecule: messenger RNA, 930 nt
Organism: Salarias fasciatus (jewelled blenny)
Lineage: Eukaryota; Metazoa; Chordata; Actinopteri; Blenniiformes; Blenniidae
Gene: unc119a2
Product: unc-119 lipid binding chaperone a2
Exons: 5
Coding region: 81-869 (262 amino acids)
Biological process (GO): negative regulation of caveolin-mediated endocytosis; positive regulation of protein tyrosine kinase activity; nervous system development
Cellular component (GO): spindle pole; spindle midzone; intercellular bridge
Molecular function (GO): lipid binding
Source: RefSeq, a predicted model, not a curated record